CGUCACGAAUCCAUCAUACAGAACACAGUGACUGUCCGUCGAACCGCUUGAGCACGUUUGACGUGGUACGCUCACGCAUACGCUUCAAGCGCAAUUACGCAGAUAACUGGUCACCGGUCAAUCUUCGUGGCAUCUCACAGCAAACACUACGCGAGACACUGGUGGCAAGCUCAGUCGAUCGAAUAGAUCGGGAGCCAUGGCCACGGACGUGCCCCUGGAGGUUUGGGACCAUGUUUUCAAGAAUCUACGUGACAACCCUCCAGCCCUCCUCGCUUGCACCCUUGUUUGUCGUGCCUGGCUUCCAAUCGCACGCCGUCGAGCCUUUCACAGCAUUCAUCUCAGCGGCAGGAGCCACCCCAGGCGCUUCGUGCAACUGCUGUACAUGAACCCGGAUAUCUCGUGUCAUAUCCGCCGCUUAACCAUUCGAUUUCAUGAUCAUUCCUACGACGAACAAAUCUCACAAAUCCUUCUGCGUAUGGUGUAUCUACAGAAUCUGUCUUUCACUUCCACCAUCACGCUCAGUCAUUUGCAAUCUCGCUUUCCGUACCGGAGUAUCUGCACCGGCGGAGCCUUUGCAACGAUCAAGAAUUUACAUCUAGAACACUUGUCCUUCGCCGGGAUGGAUCUUCCACGCAUUCUUCACUCAUGUGUUUGGCUCUCGACCUUGCAUUUGGAAGCCAUCACUUGGAACUAUCUCUACCCAGACGACACACAGCAUUUGAAGCUCGCGUUUCCUGUCAUACACAAAUCAACGAUCACCGAUCUCUGUCUCAUCAGAUGUACACCCAAUGUUGCCCGAUUAUUGGUGUCCGGGCUGUUCCAGCUAGAACUCAGCGUCUUAAAGCUAAGAUGGGAAGAUCAAGCCAAACCUCAUGUCUCAGAGAUUGCUCGGCUUGCAUGCACAUCAUUGCAACACUUCACGUUGUCGAUGCAGGGCAUGAUCAGAAUGAGAUUUCCUC
Messenger RNA from Laetiporus sulphureus 93-53, 959 nucleotides. RefSeq lists its product as uncharacterized. Gene Ontology annotation, molecular function: protein binding. Lineage: Eukaryota; Fungi; Basidiomycota; Agaricomycetes; Polyporales; Laetiporaceae. The annotation marks the transcript as partial. The transcript is spliced from 2 exons. The record is from RefSeq and is a predicted model, not a curated record.